Molecule: messenger RNA, 656 nt
Organism: Aspergillus sclerotioniger CBS 115572
Lineage: Eukaryota; Fungi; Ascomycota; Eurotiomycetes; Eurotiales; Aspergillaceae
Exons: 1
Coding region: 398-586 (62 amino acids)
Source: RefSeq, a predicted model, not a curated record
CAACUGUCGGGUGUUGUACGUGCCUGUCUGUGUAAGCCCCAUGUUGGCAAUUCGCAACGGUCAGAUGUACCAAUAUAGCUGACACGGCGAGGUGCUGGUUUUGUAGUACUGUCACACAGCAUAAUCAGCCCGGACAUCACCGGGCCUGGCCAUGAGACCGUCGCACUAACGGGGAGCCGCUGGCUGCACGAGGGCGGAUCACCCAGGUAGCCCUGCAGCCGGGCAGUCGGAGGAUUUAGCAUGUCCCACUCUAAUAUGAAUCCCUCUCCUGGUCUGCUACAUUUAGUAAGCUCAAUACCCCUGGCCAACACCCUGGUCGGAGUUUUGCUUUUUGCUUCCUGACACGGUCGGUAUCUACGCUGAAAGGAACUUACCCGGCCGGCCUUAAGAUUUCGACAUGGCAAACUCUCUAGCAACGCGGUCAACUGUCGAUGAGGCCAAGGGCCAUCUCGCAGUCAAAUCAGUUGGUAUCCAGAGAGAUGGACAGCAAACACGCGACGGUAUCGUCCUGAUCCCUCAACCAUCUCAGGAUCCUGACGACCCACUUGUAAGUUGGGAUCCCUGCAUUCUAAAUUGCUUCCACUGAGGGCAGCAGAAUUGGGCAGAAGGACGAAAGCGAAGGAAUCUGGCCAUCCUCUGCCUGGCCGGAUUUGCAG